CCCUGCGUUUAAACCGAGCGCGAGGAGGAUAUGAGUGUUUAUUUUUUGGUUUGAAUAACGCUGCCGUUAUUAAAACAGCCGUUAGCUAACGGAGGAAAGCAGCCGGUGUUGUACCGAUAUCCGCUCCGUCAGUUCUCCUCAGGGUUCAGGCGAAGUCAGACCACAGUCCCGUCCGCCUCUCCGCACUUUCUUCCCCUGUGUCUCACCUGCUCUCGCCGCGGUCAGGAGAGGAGCGGUGGCCGGUUAUGGAUCAGGACAAGUACUUGCCGGAGCUGAUGGCCGAGAAGGAAACGCUGGACACGACCUUUGUUCACGCUAUGCGCCUUCUGGCUGAAGAAAUUGAAAAAUACGAAGGGGACGAGCUGAGGAAAGAUGGCGAGGUGAAGAAGUACCUGGAUGUCAUCAGCAACAAAAACAUCAAGCUGUCAGAGAGAGUGCUUAUUCCAGUGCAGCAGUACCCCAAGUUUAAUUUUGUUGGGAAACUGCUGGGGCCCCGGGGCAAUUCCAUGAAAAGAUUACAAGAGGAAACAGGAGCAAAGAUGUCCAUCCUUGGCAAAGGCUCAAUGAGGGAUAAAGGCAAGGAAGAAGAGCUGAGGAAAAGCGGGGAGGCGAAAUACGCCCAUUUGAGCAACGAUCUCCAUGUUUUAAUUGAAGUCUUUGCACCACCUGGAGAGGCCUAUUCCCGCAUGAGCCAUGCCUUGGAGGAGAUUAAGAAAUUCCUGGUUCCUGACUACAACGAUGAGAUCAGGCAAGAGCAGCUCCGAGAGCUCUCCUACUUGAACGGCUCUGAUGACCCGAGCCGAGCGAGAAGCGUGCGAGGACGUGGCAUACGGAUCACCUCCACAGCCACCACACGGGGUCGUGGUGGAACGGUGCCGCCUCCUCCCCCUGGCCGUGGAGCUGCAGCCGCCAGGGGAACUGCGGGUACACGCACUACUGUACCCACCACCAUGCUGUCCAGAGGGGUGACAGCCUCCCGCACCAGGGGAACACCAGGGACCCCUGGAUACAGGGCUCCUCUUCUCCAAGCGACACACGAAAACUACGAUGACUAUGCCUACGAUGACGGAUAUGAUGGGGAAUAUGACGAUCAGAGUUACGAAGGCUACGACGACAACUACAACAACCAGUCCAAAAGCGUUUCAGAAUAUUAUGAAUAUGGACAUGGGACCAAUGAUGAUAACAAUUACGCUGAAGAGGAAUGGACUCAGCCUCGGCCAAGCCUCAAAGCUCCAACAGCAAGACUUACACGAGGGGGCUACAGAGAACACCCCUAUGGUAGAUAUUGAAGGUGCUCUAAAUCAGUGACCUCCCCUCACUGGCAACAUUACUUAAUAAUUUAAAAAGAAAAGAAAAGAAAAGAAAUCAUGUAUUAGGUCCAAAUCUAACCACCCCCAACCAAGGAACAAUCUGCUUACAGUAAAUGGUCCCUUCUCUGUUUUAAUAGGAUACAUCUAAGAAUCAGUUGAAAUGUAGAUCUGAUGAGGAUCCUGCAUUCAUGAAAUACCUGGAAAUCAUUGGAAUGAUGUUUCUCUUAGUUGUCUAUUGUUUGCUCCCCUGAAAUGAAAGCAUGGAGAUGCCUACAAAAUGAUGCUUCCUUGUUUUUGGCUGCCAUUUCACCAAGUCGAAAAAAUUGCUACCCUUAAGUAUUAGACUCCCAUAUUGUACAUAACAUCUUUCUUAAUAUUUCUUGAUUUGAUGACGGUAAAUAAUGAGUUUGUAUAUUUGAUUUUGAUAUCAGUAUUGGGAUUGAAAGCAAUCAGAUAUGUAUGUAGCUACCUACAAGUGCUCUGCUUUGUGUGUAGCCUGUAUUUGUACAUAAAUAUGUAAUAAAAAGAACAUAAAGCA
Astyanax mexicanus (Mexican tetra) is the source of this 1848-nucleotide messenger RNA. It is a transcript of the gene khdrbs2, whose product is annotated as KH domain containing, RNA binding, signal transduction associated 2. The transcript is spliced from 9 exons. Gene Ontology annotation, molecular function: mRNA binding; poly(A) binding. The record is from RefSeq and is a predicted model, not a curated record. NCBI's taxonomy places the organism in Eukaryota, Metazoa, Chordata, Actinopteri, Characiformes, Acestrorhamphidae. Gene Ontology annotation, biological process: regulation of alternative mRNA splicing, via spliceosome. The coding region runs from base 246 to 1289 and encodes 347 amino acids. Gene Ontology annotation, cellular component: nucleus.